Messenger RNA from Peromyscus californicus insignis, 3958 nucleotides. It is a transcript of the gene Tf, whose product is annotated as transferrin. NCBI's taxonomy places the organism in Eukaryota, Metazoa, Chordata, Mammalia, Rodentia, Cricetidae. The transcript has 24 exons. Gene Ontology annotation, biological process: iron ion transport; antibacterial humoral response. The record is from RefSeq and is a predicted model, not a curated record. The coding region runs from base 123 to 3143 and encodes 1006 amino acids. Gene Ontology annotation, cellular component: plasma membrane; extracellular region; early endosome.
CAGGAGGUCAAAGAUUGCACCCAGCCCGCCCCCUCCGGCAAUAAAGGAGAGCGGGUCACAGAGAGGCGGUGCAGAAGCGGGUCGGUCUGUGCUCCCCGCUACUCGCCACACACCCCGGGAGGAUGAGGUUCGCCGUGGGCGCUCUGCUGGCCUGUGCUGCCCUGGGACUAUGUCUGGCUGUCCCUGACAAAACCGUAAGAUGGUGCGCAGUGUCCGAGCAUGAAAACUCCAAGUGCAUCAGUUUCCGUGACCACAUGAAAGCCGUCCUUCCAGCUGACGGUCCCCAGCUGGCUUGUGUGAAGAAAACCUCCUAUUCCGACUGCAUCAAGGCCAUUUCAGGUAGUGAAGCAGAUGCCACAACCUUGGACGCUGGUUGGGUGUAUGAGGCAGGCCUGACUCCCAACAACCUAAGGCCUGUGGCAGUAGAGAUCUAUGGGACACCUGAAAAGCCACAAACCUCCUACUUGGCUGUGGCCGUGGUGAAGAAGGAUACGGGCUUCCAGCUGAAUGAGCUCCAAGGCAAGAAAUCCUGCCACACUGGCCUGGGCAGGUCUGCAGGAUGGAAUGUUCCCAUCGGCUUACUUUUCUGCAAUUUUCCGGAGCCUCGCAGUCCUAUUGAGAAAGCUGUGGCCAGUUUCUUCUCGGGCAGUUGUGUCCCCUGUGCAGAUCCGGUGGCCUUCCCCCAACUGUGUCAGCUGUGUCCAGGCUGUGGCUGCUCCUCUCUUCAACCGUACUUUGGCUAUACAGGCGCCUUCAAGUGCCUGAAAGAUGGAGGUGGUGAUGUGGCCUUUGUCAAGCAUACAACCAUCUUUGAGGUCCUGCCAAACAAGGCUGACAGGGACCAAUACGAGCUGCUCUGUCCCGACAACACCCGCAAGCCAGUGGAUCAAUAUGAGCAGUGCUACUUAGCCCGGAUCCCUUCUCACGCUGUUGUGGCUCGCAGUGUGGACGGCAAGGAGGACUUGAUCUGGGAGAUUCUCAAAGUGGCCCAGGAACAUUUUGGGAAAGGCACAUCAAAAGACUUCCAACUGUUCAGCUCUCCUUUGGAGAAAAAUCUGCUGUUUAAGAAUUCUGCCAUCGGGCUGAUAAGAGUCCCCUCAAGAAUGGACUACAAGCUGUACCUCGGCCAUAAUUAUGUCACUGCCAUACGGAAUGUACGGGAAGGAACAUGCCCAGAAAGCCCCAGCACCACCUCACCGGUGAAGUGGUGUGCUCUGAGUCACUACGAGAGACUCAAGUGUGACGAAUGGAGUGUUAACAGCGGAGGGCAAAUAGAGUGUGAAUCAGCAGAGACCACUGAGGAUUGCAUUGACAAGAUUGUGAAUGGAGAAGCUGAUGCCAUGACCAUGGAUGGAGGCUAUGCCUACAUAGCAGGCCAGUGUGGUCUGGUGCCCGUCCUGGCAGAGAGCUACGAGAGCACUGAUUGUAAAUAUCGCCCAGAAGAAGGGUAUUAUGCUGUGGCAGUGGUGAAGAAAUCCAACCGUGACAUCACCUGGAAUAAUCUGAAAGGCAAGAAGUCCUGCCAUACUGCAGUAGACAGAACUGCUGGCUGGAACAUCCCCAUGGGCCUGCUGUACGAGAGGACCCAAAGCUGCAAGUUUGAUGAAUAUUUCAGUCAAGGCUGUGCUCCUGGGUAUGAGAAGAAUUCCACUCUCUGUGACCUGUGUAUGGGCCCAAGCAAAUGUGCCCAGAACAACAAAGAGGGCUAUUAUGACUACACAGGGGCUUUCAGGUGUCUCGUGGAGAAGGGAGAUGUAGCCUUUGUGAAACACCAGACUGUCAUGCAAAACACUGACGGGAAGAACACUGAAGCAUGGGCUAAGAAUCUGAAGCAGGGCGACUUCGAGCUGCUGUGCCUUGACGGCACCAGGAAGCCCGUGAAUGAGUUUGCCAGCUGCCACCUGGCCCGAGCUCCAAACCACGUUGUGGUCGCACGGAAAGAGAAGGCAGCCCGUGUUAGCACAGUGCUACUUAACCAGCAGACUUUAUUUGGACACAGUGUAACUGACUGCACUAAGAAUUUCUGUUUGUUCUCAUCGAACACCAAGAACCUUCUGUUCAGAGAUGACACCAAAUGUUUGGUUAAACUUCCAGAUGGCAUCACAUAUAAAGAAUACUUAGGAUCAGACUAUGUCCAAGCUGUUGGUAACAUGAGAAAAUGCUCAACCUCACGACUCCUAGAAGCCUGCACUUUCCACAAAAGCGGGAAGACACUCCCCGCCCCCCACCCCGCAACCUACAACUACCACUCCCGUGAUGCUCCGCGCCCCAUCGCAGCGCGGAGUCUAGGGCCACGUCGCUUAGGCGGACCGGGAAGACAACUCACCUUCCUCAUGGCUUCCGCGGAUACCCGGCGUGUGGGGGACGGCGCCGGGGGCGCCUUCCAGCCUUACCUCGAUUCCUUGCGGCAGGAGCUGCAGCAGAGGGAUCCGACGCUGCUCUCCGCGGCCGUGGCGCUGCUCGCGGUCCUGCUGACGCUGGUUUUCUGGAAGUUCAUCUGGAGCAGAAAGAGCAGUCAGAGGGCUGUUCUCUUCGUCGGGCUUUGUGACUCUGGGAAAACGUUGCUGUUUGUCAGGUUGCUAACUGGCCACUACAGAGACACACAGACUUCCAUUACCGACAGUUCUGCUGCGUACAAAGUCAACAAUAACAGGGGCAAUAGCCUGACUUUGAUUGACCUCCCUGGACAUGAGAGCUUGAGGCUUCAGUUCUUAGAUCGCUUUAAGUCUUCAGCCAGGGCUGUGGUGUUCGUGGUGGAUAGUGCCACGUUCCAGCGGGAGGUGAAAGACGUGGCCGAGUUUCUGUAUCAGGUCCUCAUCGACAGCAUGGGUCUGAAGAACACACCCUCCUUCUUAAUAGCCUGCAAUAAGCAAGAUAUCGCAAUGGCAAAAUCAGCAAAGUUAAUUCAGCAGCAGCUUGAAAAGGAACUCAACACCUUACGAGUCACCCGGUCUGCUGCUCCCAGCACACUGGACAGUUCCACUACUGCACCUGCUCAGCUGGGAAAGAAAGGCAAAGAAUUUGAAUUCUCCCAGUUGCCCCUCAAAGUGGAGUUCCUGGAGUGCAGUGCCAAGGGUGGACGAGGGGAUGCCGGCACUGCUGACAUCCAGGACUUGGAGAAGUGGCUGGCCAAGAUCGCCUGAGGAGCAGCCUUGGCUGCAAACCUUCAUCUGUGACUGACUGGCAGUUUGGGAAGGGCUGUGCUGGGGUGGAGCCGAUAAAGAGGGGCAGGGCAUGUGUCUGCAGCAUCUCCGUGUUCUAGGAACAGUUCUACUAGCUUGAGAGCACUUGUCCCUCCCUUUCAGCUCCUUUCUCAACUAGUCCUUCUUAUUUAAUUCUCCUGUUCUCCCUUUGGAAGGUGUAGCACUGCUUUAGUGUGUGACAGAGCAGAGAGGCCUUACCAUGAGAAUAGGCUUGUCUGGAAAGUUCUUGUCCUCUGCCUAUCUGCUUCGGUCUCUUUUCCUGGAACCAGACCUUCCUGUUUGUGGAACCAGUUAAUUUCCAGUUGCCCCUGAUAUUCUGGCAUAAUUCAUUGUCUGUUCUUAGUGAAGUCUCAGGUGUAAAGGUAGUUACAAUGAAGACAGGUUCAGAACCACAGGGCACAGUUGACAGUGUGUUCUUCAUAGGCUCAGUGACUUAUCUCCAUUCCAGCUUGGGUUCAAAAGCCUGCUGGGAACCCCUAGAGUCACCCUCACAUGAUGGAUGUAAGAGCCAACUCCCCAGACACUCAUGGCUUAGUGUGUUCUAGAGGAACUGGGGAGAGCCGGGAGACAGUAUGCUGCUGCUUCUGGGGUGGGGAGGCCCCGCCCCGGCUGUCUGCCGGUGCCACUUGGUCAGCUCCUGUUGUGUCUGCCACCUCAGCUCAGAUGCUGUGGAACGACACAAACAGAAGUCCACUGUAUAGAUUUUUAAGUUUGUAUUCAUUCAUGCUUUAAAAAAAUUUGCCUUUUCAAAGUAA